Messenger RNA from Colletotrichum graminicola M1.001, 1062 nucleotides. RefSeq lists its product as uncharacterized. NCBI's taxonomy places the organism in Eukaryota, Fungi, Ascomycota, Sordariomycetes, Glomerellales, Glomerellaceae. Bases 1 to 1062 code for a protein of 353 amino acids. The record is from RefSeq and is a predicted model, not a curated record. The transcript has a single exon.
AUGUCUGCUAUGAAGCAUUUCACAUUGAAUCCAGCUCAUAGAGAAGGACUUCUCCGAGAGGGCAUCCAGACGAAAGAGCCCGCGAGCCUUCCUCUCGGCAAACAACACUUGCAUCCCCGCGGCAUAUGUGCCGAAGAUGAAGAUGCGAGUAUAUCAUUUGUUGGCACUGCGACGACAAUCCUCGAAUGGCAGGGAAUCCGCAUCCUAACAGAUCCGAACUUUCUCCAUGCUGGGGACCACGUGCAUCUCGGGCCUGGCGUCACAGCUGAACGCAAGACCAACCCGGCGAUCGACCUCGAAGAACUUCCACCGCUGGACGCGAUCCUUCUCUCACACUAUCACGAGGAUCACUUCGACCGCCAUGUGGAAGACUCGCUGAAUCGCAGUUUCCCUAUCAUCACAACGCCGCAUGCUAAAGCUUGUCUAACAUCUUCGGAAAAACCUGAACCGUUCAAAAAGGUGGUUGAUCUCGACUUCUUCCAGGAUCUUCGGCUUGAAAUUGCUCGCUCUCCAUCAGAAUCACAGGACAAGCACGCAGCUAUCAAAGUCACUGGCAUGCCGGGCAAACAUGUCCCGCCCGGCCCUUUAUCGGCUGCCAACGAUGUCUUGAAAGCUGUACCUCCGACAAAUGGCUGGAUGUUGGAAUUGGGGUAUUGUCCCAGUAUUGGCCCACCCGCCAACUCUGCGGCACUCGAGACUGGCUACCGCAUAUACAUAUCUGGCGAUACGUUGAUGGUCGAUGAACUCAAGAAAAUCCCCGAGUGGCUCAAUGAUGAGCGUGUCGACUUGAUGCUGGUUCAUCUCGGGGGGACCACAAUCCCAGGCCCUUCAGCUCCUUUGUUGAUGGUUACGAUGGAUGCCAAGCAGGGUAUGCAGCUUAUUAAGCUGGUCAAUCCUGAUGUCACGAUACCCAUUCAUUACGAUGACUACGAUGUGUUCUUGUCGCCGUUGGAAGACUUCAAAAAGGAGGUUGAUGCAGAGGGCAAGAAUGAUAGAGUUGUGUACUUGGAUCGCGGGGAGCAUUACCGUUUCAAAGUCAGAAACAACACAUUAACAGGAUGA